Populus euphratica (Euphrates poplar) is the source of this 2938-nucleotide messenger RNA. Its product is annotated as P-loop containing nucleoside triphosphate hydrolases superfamily protein. The coding region runs from base 642 to 2558 and encodes 638 amino acids. Gene Ontology annotation, cellular component: microtubule cytoskeleton. The transcript has 10 exons. Gene Ontology annotation, molecular function: ATP binding; microtubule binding; microtubule motor activity. Gene Ontology annotation, biological process: microtubule-based movement. NCBI's taxonomy places the organism in Eukaryota, Viridiplantae, Streptophyta, Magnoliopsida, Malpighiales, Salicaceae. The record is from RefSeq and is a predicted model, not a curated record.
UUUUUAAUGGCUGGCCAUUGUGUCUCUGAAAGUGUACUACAAAUUAAAGACUUGAAAGUCCAAAUCAUGGUCCAAGCAGUUUUCAAUCAUUGAAAGCAACUCUUGUGCUUCCUUAGCUCAGGUUUCUUGAAAAAUCUGCACUUAGGUUUUGACUUCUCCUUGUUUUCUUGCACUAAGUCCUCUCCUUUCUUUGCUUAAUUAAUUACUGGUUUCUUUUGAAUUCAAUCACCCCAUUAUCAACUCCACAAUUUUUUUGAUCUUGGGAUUUACUAUUUUCUGGGUUUUUUGUGUUUUUGAAUCCAGUUUCUUGCGUUUGCUUUUUUGGGGUUACCUUUUUGGAGACAUGGCUUCAUCUACACUUCAUCUUGAUUUAUUAUAUACACUUCAAACUGCUUUCUGUUGUUGUUAAUGUUGAAAUUUCUCCAAAUCACUACCUUACUUUAGUUUUUAUGAGGUGUAAAGAGUUUGUUUUUAGUAUCCAACAGCAAAUCCUGUGGAAUAGGUAGUUCAAAGCUCUGGCUGUUUCUUCAUUUUCACUCUGUUUUGGUUUGGUGUGUUCUUUAAGCAAGAAGUGAGCUUGUAGUAUCAAUAUUGCCGUCUCUCGAAAAGGGUUUGUGUUUUCAACUUUCUUUACCUUAGAAAUGUUCAUUCCUAGUGAAGUGGAGCAGAUCUCAUUGCCUCUAGAUAAUGUAAAAGAGAAGUUGGAGCCGAUGGAACCAAACCAAGAUUACAUCGAUGCGUUCCAGUUAGAAUCUGAGUUGAUGGAUUCACCACCUUUACCUAACUCAACCAUUUAUACCGAUGUCAAUGUUGUUCCUGAGCAUGAAAAGGGCGAGCUUGAGCAUUCUAUAUCGAAUCUAGAAGGUGAGAUCGCAGGGUUGAAACGAAAGGAGAGAUUGUUGGACAAGAAGCGCAGAGAAGCAUUAAAUAAGAUAUUGGAUAUUAAAGGCAGCAUUAGAGUUUUUUGUCGAGUGAGACCGUUCCUAUUGUCAGAUAGAAGAAGAAUUCACGAACCCAUUUCAAUUGGGUUAGAGAAGGUGGUGGUUAAAUCAGUUGGAAUUAGGAAGGAGUACAGAUAUGAUAAGGUUUUUCAUCAAGCAGCUACUCAAGAAGAUGUUUUUGUUGAGGUUGAACCUAUCCUUAGAUCUGCACUUGAUGGGCACAAUGUAUGCAUACUGGCUUAUGGUCAAACCGGAACUGGCAAGACAUUCACAAUGGAUGGCACAAAUAACCAGGCUGGGAUCAUUCCUCGAGCUAUUGAAGAGCUUUUUCGUCAAGCCUCUUUGGAUAACUCAUCUAUAACAUUUUCAAUGAGCAUGCUGGAGGUUUACAUGGGUAAUCUUAGAGAUCUACUUGCUCCAAAAGUGGCGAGCAGGACAUAUGAGGUUGCAGCAAAAUGUUUAAAUAUUCAAACAGAUCCAAAGGGAAUGGUUGAAGUUGAAGGUCUGACACAGGUCCAAAUACCUGAUACUGCAAAGGCAAAAUGGUGGUAUGCUAAGGGCAGGCGGGCUAGAUCUACUUCAUGGACUAAUGUCAAUGAGACAUCAAGCAGGUCACACUGCUUAAUGAGGAUCACCAUUUCUCGACAUGGAGAUGAUUCAAAAGCUAAAGCACAAGUGAGCAAACUGUGGAUGGUUGAUCUCGGAGGAAGUGAGCGAUUGUUGAAGACAGGGGCCACCGGACAGACAAUGGAUGAGGGAAGGGCCAUAAAUCUAUCUCUUUCCGCUUUGGGUGAUGUUAUCGCUGCUCUAAGAAGGAAGAGAGGCCAUGUGCCUUACAGAAACAGCAAGUUAACUCAAAUCCUCAAAGAUUCCUUAGGUCAUAGUUCAAAGGUUUUAAUGCUUGUGCAUAUAAGCCCGUGUGAAGAAGAUGUUGGAGAGACAAUCUGUUCUUUAAGCUUUGCAAAUAGAGCAAGAGCGAUAGAGACCUAUCGAGAUCUAACAGAGGACAUAAACAUGCAAAGGCAGAAGAGGAUUUUGGAACUCGAAGUAGAAAUGAGAGAAGCCGAAGAAGAGUGCCAGAAAGUUAGGUAUCAAGUACAUAAGGCUGAGUUCCUGUUGAGUGAAAACAGAGAGCUUUUGUCAACUACUUAUCAUGUUCCUGAUGACAAGGAGAAUGCACCUUUAAGUCCCAAAGAAGACUAUAAGGAAGUCAAUAGUACAUCUCAAGUUACUGACAAAGGAAUUAGGAGGAAUAUGACAAGUCCUUUCCCGCGAUUUAUGACUUCUACUGUGGCUAGUCGGCAAAGGCAAAGUGCUGCAGAAAAAUUAAUUGUUGGGCGGGCAAGAAGUUUGAGAUCCGCAACAAGAAGUUCAUUACAAUUUUCAGCUUCUCAGUCCUUCAGUUAUUCAGAAUUUCGCUUUAGAGCAAUUUUAAAGGAGUCAAAUAGAAAGUCAAGAUAUGGAGAGACAAAACCUCGUCUCCCAGAGAGUCCCAAAUGCAAUGUCCCGGAGAUGAAGAUGGCCUCCUUGCCUCGAAGCAAGACUGUUAUUUCAUCAGAUCCAAACUUGAGAACUACGCUUUCUCGUCACAGAAGAAGGAUGUCUGAUCUAAUCUAAGGGUAGAGAAAAGCCUCAGGAUUUUUUUUUUAAUAUUUUUUUGGCAUGCAGGACCGGGAUCCUUUUUUAUUUUUAUUUUUUUCCAGUUUGGUGCUUAACAAAGGGUGUGUGGGAUUCCGUGCUUUGAUCUGGAGGGAGUUUUUUUAGUGAGUGUUGUGUAUCACAGUGGGAUGGGGGUUUCGCAUAGGCUUGUUGGGAACUUGGGAUCUGUUAUAUUAUUUGUUUACAGCAUCCCUGUUGUCACAUGAUUGAUGACCUGGUUAGGUCUGAUGAGAAUUGUUAAAUACUCAUUAACAUGGACAUGUUAGCGUAAUGCGUGCCUGAUUUUUGUUUAGAUUUUAUUAACAUCAUAUUGUUUAUUAUAUCACACCUUUCUGGUC